AUGUCUGUCUUCAAUAACUCUGCUCUUUAUCCUCACUUCCUUUUAACAGGCUUCCAAGAACUGGAGGCCAAGUAUAGUCUCAUCUCCAUUCCCAUCUGCCUGAUCUACAUAAUUUCUAUUGCAGGAAACAUGACCAUCCUCUUCAUCAUUAGGACAGAGCCCUCACUCCACCAACCUAUGUAUUACUUUCUCUCCAUGUUAGCCCUGGCAGACCUGGGUCUGUCUACUGUCACCUUGCCCACUAUGGUCAGUGUCUUUUGGUUCCAUGUUCGAGAUAUCUCCUUUGUUGCCUGUGCAACCCAAAUGUACUUCAUUCAUGUGUUCUCUAUCAUUGAGUCAGCUAUAUUGUUGGCCAUGGCAUUUGACCGUGUUGUGGCUAUCCGGGACCCACUACGCUAUUCAGCCAUCCUCACUAACAGUGUAAUCAUUAAGAUUGGACUUGCCAGUGCUGGAAGAGCCCUUAUUAUGGUCUUCCCAGUCCCUGUCCUCUUGAAAAGGUUGCAGUUCCAUAACAUCAAUACCCUCUCCUACCCCUUCUGUCUGCACCAGGAUCUUAUCAAGCUGACAAUGUCUAACCAGAGGAUCAACAGCAUCUAUGGACUCAUGGUGAUCAUCUCUUCAACAGGAGUAGACUCAGUAUUACUGCUUCUGUCCUAUAUGCUCAUCCUGGUCACAGUGUUGAGUGUUGCCUCUAAGACAGAGCGUGUCAAAGCUCUCAACACCUGCAUUUCUCAUAUCUGUGCUGUAUUUACCUUCUACACGCCUAUGAUUGGGUUGUCUGUAAUACGUCGCUAUGGGCAAAAUGCCUCCCCAAUGGUCCAUGUGUUGAUGGCUGAUGUCUACAUGCUUGUCCCACCACUCAUGAACCCUAUUGUGUAUAGUGUCAAGACCAAACAGAUUCGCCUGCGCAUCCUCAAGAAGUUCAAAAAAGAGAAGGGAUAG
Molecule: messenger RNA, 942 nt
Organism: Gracilinanus agilis (Agile Gracile Mouse Opossum)
Lineage: Eukaryota; Metazoa; Chordata; Mammalia; Didelphimorphia; Didelphidae
Product: olfactory receptor 51G2-like
Exons: 1
Coding region: 1-942 (313 amino acids)
Biological process (GO): G protein-coupled receptor signaling pathway
Cellular component (GO): membrane
Molecular function (GO): G protein-coupled receptor activity; olfactory receptor activity
Source: RefSeq, a predicted model, not a curated record